AUGGCCGGCAGUGGAAGUUUGAUUGGCGGCUCGAAGAGAAGAACAUCAAGCAAACGGCUUGGAUCCGCCCUUAGAGAGCAAAGGGCCAGGCUUUACAUCAUCCGGAGAUGUGUCGUCAUGCUCCUCUGCUGGCAUGAUUAG
Messenger RNA from Linum tenue, 141 nucleotides. Lineage: Eukaryota; Viridiplantae; Streptophyta; Magnoliopsida; Malpighiales; Linaceae. The record is from the annotation of a GenBank genome assembly.